CUGACCAAACCAACUUUAUCAUCCCCUGAAACCUCUUCCUUGUUUAAUAUUGUUACUCACAGGAUAGCAGAAACUAGAGAUUUGUGCUCUAGAUUCUAAUAAAAGCGUGGCUUUUUGUUUCAGGAGGUCCCUUUUGGCUUGUUACAAAGGCCAGCCAUGGAGAAGUGGAGCUUAAUGACAAUUACUGUGUUACUGGCACUUACUGUGCGCUGGGCUGUGUCACUGGGCUCCUACUCAGGUGCAGGAAAACCACCUAUGUAUGGAGACUAUGAAGCUCAGAGGCACUGGCAAGAAAUAACUUACAAUUUACCCAUCAGGCAGUGGUACUUCAACACAAGUGAUAACAACCUCCUGUACUGGGGCCUUGAUUAUCCACCUCUCACAGCCUAUCACAGUUUUGUGUGUGCUUACAUUGCCAAGUUAAUAAAUCCUGACUGGGUUGCCCUGCACAGCUCCCGGGGCUACGAGAGUCAGCCACACAAGCUGUUUAUGCGGACAACAGUGUUUGUUGCUGAUUUGCUGGUUUAUAUUCCUGCAGUUAUUUUAUAUUGUUCUUCCUUGAAAGAAACAUCUGCUAAAAAGAAGGUUUCCAGUGCUCUCUGUAUCCUGCUUUAUCCAGGCCUCAUUCUUAUUGACCAUGGACACUUCCAAUACAACUCAGUGAGCCUCGGCUUUGCCUUGUGGGGUGUCCUUUGUUUGUCCCAUGACUGGGACCUCCUGGGCUCGGUGGCCUUUUGCUUGGCCUUAAACUACAAGCAAAUGGAGCUCUACCAUUCCCUGCCCUUUUUCUGCUAUUUACUGGGGAAGUGCUUCAAGAAGGGACUGAAAGGAAAGGGGUUGGUGCUGUUGACCAAACUGGCAGGGACAGUGGUGCUGUCCUUCGCUGCCUGCUGGCUCCCGUUCGGCACCGACGUGGAACAAAUCAUGCAAGUACUCAGAAGACUCUUUCCCAUUGACAGAGGCUUGUUUGAGGAUAAAGUAGCCAAUAUUUGGUGCAGUCUAAGUGUCCUUAUAAAGAUAAAGAAUGUAGUAUCACCUCAAACUCAGCUCAAACUCAGUUUUGCUGUGACAUUCCUGAGCCUGCUUCCUGCCUGUAUCAAACUCACUGUCCAGCCUUCCCUCAGAGGGUUUAAAUUUGCUUUGGUUAGUUGUGCCCUGUCAUUUUUCCUGUUCUCCUUUCAAGUCCAUGAAAAAUCCAUUCUUCUGGUGGCAGUCCCAGUUUGCUUAAUCAUAAAUGAAAUCCCCUUUAUGGCCACGUGGUUUUUACUCGUAUCAACUUUCAGCAUGUUGCCUCUCCUGCUGAGGGACGGGCUGCUCCUGCCCUACGCCGUGACCACACCGGCAUUCCUGGCCACCUGCCUGGCCUCCUUCUCCAUCCUAGACAAGACCUCAGCAGAGGACCUGCAGCUCAAAGCAUUCUCCCUUUCCCUGAAGGGAUAUGUGUCUUGGUUUAAGUCCUUUCCCAGGAUUGUCAGGACUCUGUUCCUCCUUUCCCUGUCCCUGAUGGGUGUCCUGUCUCUCCUGAGUGCUGCAGUGCCUCCUCCCCAGAGCCUCCCGGAUUUAUUCCCUGUAUCUGUGUCCAUUGUUUCCUGCUUACACUUCUUAUUAUUUCUGGUGUAUUUUAAUGUUGUGAUACUCUGGGACUCCAAGAAUAGCAAAAGCCAGAAGAAAAUCAGUUAAUCUACCUGUGGAGCUCCAGGACUGAACUGUGCAGGACAGAGUGUGUUUGGUGAGUGCUGUCAGCGCUGCAGGGGAACCUGUUUGGGAUGGACACAACUGCUGGAACCCAGGGAAAGUCAGGAAACAUGUUUGGCUUAUUCAAACACAAAACAGUCAAAGACUGUUUCAAAGGAGAAGUCUGUUGAAGAGCAUUGGAAAUACAAUUUGGUGUGUUUUCUUCAGAGGUGUCAUACUUUUGUUACCAUUUGUAAACCUAAAAUGCCUAAUAAAGGACCAAAUUUUGAAUUAAUGCUAAAA
Neopelma chrysocephalum (saffron-crested tyrant-manakin) is the source of this 1977-nucleotide messenger RNA. It is a transcript of the gene ALG6, whose product is annotated as ALG6, alpha-1,3-glucosyltransferase. Gene Ontology annotation, cellular component: endoplasmic reticulum membrane. The record is from RefSeq and is a predicted model, not a curated record. The transcript has 15 exons. Gene Ontology annotation, biological process: protein N-linked glycosylation. Bases 157 to 1680 code for a protein of 507 amino acids. Lineage: Eukaryota; Metazoa; Chordata; Aves; Passeriformes; Pipridae. Gene Ontology annotation, molecular function: dolichyl pyrophosphate Man9GlcNAc2 alpha-1,3-glucosyltransferase activity.